This is a messenger RNA of Diospyros lotus (date-plum), 2533 nucleotides long. RefSeq names its product protein FAR-RED ELONGATED HYPOCOTYL 3-like. The record is from RefSeq and is a predicted model, not a curated record. Gene Ontology annotation, biological process: regulation of DNA-templated transcription. The coding region runs from base 1421 to 2533 and encodes 370 amino acids. Gene Ontology annotation, molecular function: zinc ion binding. NCBI's taxonomy places the organism in Eukaryota, Viridiplantae, Streptophyta, Magnoliopsida, Ericales, Ebenaceae. The transcript is spliced from 3 exons.
UUGUUUAUGUGAAUACAUUUUUUGUUUUUGAAUUUGUUGUGAGUUGUUGCCGUGAAUAUAAUUUAUUAUCUAUAUUUUCUUGUAGAUAAUCAAUUCUAUUUUACAAGACAAAGGAAACAAAAAAUGAGUGAUAAUCAUAUUGUGCUUGCGGAAUCAUUUGAAGAUAAUGAGGAAACUAUCGUUGCUAAUGAGGAUAUUAUCGAAAAUAAUGAGUGUCCUAGGUUAAACGACGAAUUACCAAGAGAAGAUAAUGACCUUGUCCCUAAAGUUGGAAUAAAGUUCAAAAAUGAGAAUGAAGUUUUUGAAUUUUAUAAAAGGUAUGCUUACCAUGUUGGUUUUCCUGUUAAAAGAAGGAAUUCGAAGAAGGGUGAUGAUGGGGUGGUACAAUAUGUUGGAUAUGCUUGUAGUCGAGAAGGUAAAAGAAAUAUUAAACCUAACACCUCUUUGAACCCUCAACUAACUAUUCAGUUAGGGUGUAAAGCUAGACUGACAGCAUGUUCAGAUGUUUUAGGAAUAUGGAGAAUAAGCACAGUCCAUCUUGAGCAUAACCAUAAAACAAGUCCAACCAAAUCUAGGUUAUAUCGAUGCAAUAGGCAAUUAAGUGAACAUGUGAAGCGGCAGCUUGAAAUGAAUGAUAUAGCUGGAAUUCCAUUACACAAAAGUUAUAACUCAGUUGUUGUUGAAGUGGUGGAUAUGAGAAUCUCACGUUUGUGGAAAAGGAUUGUAGGAAUUACAUUGACCAAGUGAGGAGGUUAAGACUUGGGGAAGGAGAUGCUGCUGCUAUUCAAGCUUACUUUUCAAAAAUGCAAGCCUUUUGUCCGGAUUUUUACUUUAGUUUGGAUUUGGAUGAAGAGUACUGAUUAAAGAACGUCUUCUGGGCUGAUAAUAGGUGUCGACAAGCAUACAAGGAAUUUGGCGAUGUUGUCACAUUUGAUACCACAUACCUAACCAAUAGAUACGAAAUGUCGUUUGCUCCAUUUGUUGGUGUAAAUCACCAUGGGCAGUCAACAUUACUUGGUUGUGGUAUAAUUUCCAAUGAGGACACCCGGACUUUCGUGUGGUUGUUUAGGAGAUGGCUUGAGUGCAUGGAGGGUCAGGCCCCCGUAGGAAUAAUCACAGAUCAAGAUAGGGCCAUGCAAAAUGCUAUUGAGAUAGUCUUCCCUCACACGAAGCAUAGAUGGUGUUUAUGGCAUAUAUUAAAGAAGUUGCCUGAAAAAUUUGGUAACUAUAGCGAUCAGGCUUAUAUUUUUUCAUCCAUACAUGACGCGGUGUAUGAAUCACAAAGUCCAAAAGAUUUUGAGCAAGCCUGGAAUUAAUGAUUGACAAAUAUGAAUUGCAUGACAACGAUUAGUUGUCUGGACUUUAUAGAGAAAGAGGUCGUUGGGUCCCAUGUUUCUUAAAAACUAGUUUUUGGGCAGGUAUGUCAACAACGCAACAGAGUGAGGGUAUAAACGCAUUUUUUGAUGGAUAUGUACACUCGAAAACCUCAUUGAAGCAAUUUGUUGAACAAUAUGAGCGGGCAAUGAGGUGUAAAGUUGAGAAGGAGUUUCAGGCUGACGUGAAAUCAUUUUCUCAGAUGGUCCCAUGUGCAACGAAGUAUGCCAUGGAGAAACAAUUUCAGGAAGUCUAUACAAUCUCAAAAUUCAAGGAGUUUCAAGAAGAGUUCACUGGGAUAAUGUAUUGCACGAUUGUGUCUUCCGAAGAGGGACUACUAGGUACGAGGUACAUGGUACGAGAAGAGAUUAUAUUUGAGGAAAGAGUGAGGCAAAAAAAAUAUGUUGUUGUUUUUAAUGAAGUGAAAUGUGAUAUUGUUUGCAGUUGUCACAUGUUUGAGUUUAAGGGAAUAAUUUGCAAACAUGUUGUCACAGUUUUGAUCCAAAAAGGUGUCAGAUCAAUACCUGAGAGGUAUAUCAUACGACGAUGGAGGAGAGAUGUUAGUAGAUCCUAUAUGAGGGUCAAGAUUAAUUACAACGGUUGGAUUAGUAUGCCUAGCCAAUUGAGGUACGAUGAACUGUGUAGUGAGUUUGCCAAGGUAGCAGACUUGGUAGCAAACGACGAAGAACAAACCCGGGCAACUAUGGAGUGGAUCCAAUCUCGAUUGAAUGCAUUGAGCAUAUCCAAAGUGAAGUUGAGAUGCGGUAGUCAUAUGUAUUCUCAACACAAUGUGGAAGAACAAGGCCCUGAUUGUGGAGAGGCAGCAACAGAUACAAGUGGCCAAAUAUUUGAUCCAAGAUGCUCGCAGACAAAGGGAGCCCCUAGGAAGCUUCGCAAGAAGGGCCCAUUGGAAACAAAUACUAAGAAAACGAAGGUCGGAUCCUCGAAAGCAAACAAAGGCAAGGCCCCACGGCAAAACAUUGUUCAAGAUGUUCAAGUAGUCAAUGAAGGUUUUUCACAACAUGCACAGUAUCACGCGCUUACACCAUUGACCUACUCACAACAUUUGAUGAAUUUGUUUACUGAUGCAUAUUUGACCGUGCACGUUCGAAUGAUGUUGAACAAUAUAUUAAGUGAUUCUUUAUAUUCAGCUCAAUGA